This is a messenger RNA of Liolophura sinensis, 6107 nucleotides long. Its product is annotated as E3 ubiquitin-protein ligase TRIM34B-like. Gene Ontology annotation, molecular function: ubiquitin protein ligase activity; zinc ion binding; protein binding. The coding region runs from base 67 to 1869 and encodes 600 amino acids. NCBI's taxonomy places the organism in Eukaryota, Metazoa, Mollusca, Polyplacophora, Chitonida, Chitonidae. The record is from RefSeq and is a predicted model, not a curated record. The transcript is spliced from 7 exons.
CGAAGUUUUAUUACAUGGUGAAGAACGGCGGUCUUUGUGUCGACAGGAGAAAAAGACAAGAGAAUAAUGGCCGAAAGCAAGCAGAAUCGUGAUGAUGUUUCCACAUGCUCUAUAUGUAUGGAAACGUUCCGGAAACCAGUAACGCUACCCUGUCAGCACAGCUUUUGUAGGGAAUGCAUUGGUUUGUAUGCUGACAAGUCUAAACCUGUACGGGCAGAUGAGACCUCUGGCAGCACGGGGAAUGAGGACGUUCAUCAACUGAUCUCAUGCCCUGUGUGUCGGGCACCGACCAGUCUAGGGAGAGAAGGUGUGGCUGGUCUGCCACCCAACUUUCAUCUGGCAAAAAUUGUGGAGAGGUUCUCGUCUGUUGUAAAGGUUGAGGAUGACACCCCAUAUUGUUCUAUGUGUGAGGUGGAAAAUCACGCUAAAGCUGUCAAGUUUUGUACCAACUGUGGUGUGCUCUACUGUCAGGAAUGUCUUGCAAAUUACCAUCCAAUGCGGGGGCCUCUGAAACGUCACCGACUGAUUUCCUCCGUGGAGUACCUCUCCCAGGACACCUCACAGGGUCAAGUCAGCAGAGACCACCAAUCUACUCAACAAGCCACAUGUUCUAGACAUGGUCAGCCAUUCUGCUUGUACUGUGUAACGUGCCGGAUGGUGAUCUGUCUGGGGUGUGUGGUUGACCAUCCGAAACACGCUGUGCAAGAUAUAAAAUCUGCAGCUGAGAAUGACAAGCCAGAUGUUUUAACCAAGACUAGUGAACUGGAGAAAGUUCUACAAGAAACUAAAGAAUCACUGUCAGGAGUUAUGAGGCUGCACAAUAAGAUACAGGAAAACCAGGAUCUUCACACUCAGGAGGUAGAAAAGGCUUAUUGCGCAGCCUUGGAAGCUUUACAAGCCUGGCGGCUGCACUCAUUAGAGGCUAUGAAAACGCGCUAUUCACAGUGGAGAGUGGAGUGUAGCGCCAUACUCAAACAUUUCCAAAUACAGGCUCAGGAAAUGGAGAGUAUGGUACAGGCUUCCAAAGAUUUGUUGACGUCAAUGGACGUCGAGUUUUUACAGGGUUCCACAGACUUCACCAAAAUAAUUGAUGAUCGAUUGAAUGAGAUAAGAGCAGAUCUGGAGAAACAUGAAGUCAGCAGACAGAAGCUUCUAGAUUCUGUACAACAGGACCAUGUUGUCCCCAGACACGUGACUGUAAAGGAGUCAGUGCAAGAUAGUCAGGACUUAGAAGCAGCAGUCGGUGAACAAAUGUCACCCCUACGUGUUAAAAAGCCGACGCUGAGAUUCACAGAGACAGACGACAGUGACCUGCGAAUCAUUGAGAGCGGCUCUGUGGUAAAGGCUGAGGUCUUGUCCGUGGGGAGGUGGUGGUGGAGGAGAGCUGUGUCAGACGGGCGUUACCAGACGGGCAGGUACUACUGGGAGGUGCAGAUCACCUGUUCACAUGGCUGUUACUGUGACUGUUGUGUAGGAGUGACACAGGUGAGGCGUGAUGUGAGUGAGGAGACAGACCGUGGCCGUAACUGCUGGUACAUUGGGAUGCAGUACAGUGGUGAUAAGGUCAGGUGUGAUAGUCUCUGUGGUGGUGAGGUCAAACCUGGCUAUCGACAGGACAGACGUUACACACGACCUCAUCACCUGGGUGUGUACCUGGACUGUGAUAACCACACACUGACAGUCCUGGACUGUGACAACAACCAGGUAAUGUGCACUGUCAGUGAUGUUAUCGUCACAGAGCCUCUCGUGCCAUGGGUUGAGUUUGAAGUCUGGUCUGAAUCUGGAUCUGUGUCUCUGUCUGCUCGUCUGGUAACGGGUGACUCUGCAACUCUGCCUCCAGUUCUCUAUGAUAUGAUAAACACUUCCUGACCCUCGGGUCAUUAUUCAUUACAUCUUUUCCAUCAUAUUAUAAUUUGUUGAAAUAGACUUUAAUUAGCAUUUAAACAAACUGACAAAUUUGUGUAUUGAUGUUUUAGUUAAUGUCAGCAGUGGGGCUAAUUCAGUAUGUAUAGCUUCUUCUGCAAAGUGGUCAGUGAUCUGUUACAAGCUUACAACUUGCUGUAGUUAUACACAGUCUGUCUGACUUGUCCUGAACAUCAAUGUCAGUUUUCUUCCAGAUAAAAUACAUGUAGAUAAUGACUGGGUAGUUUUAUUUUUAGUAAUGGAGACUUGUAAAUCAGCAUAAUCAGGAGUGUCACUGAGCAAAACAGUUCACAGUUUAUACAUGACAAUACAUAAUAUAGUUAACAUAGUACAUGUAGUAAUUCUUGUUGUGUUACGUAACUUUAGUUCCUAAAAAAGUACUAAAUGAGAGAUAUAUCACUUACCCUUUUAGGUUAGACAGGAUAAUUGACUUUCCUUAAUAACUAUGUAGUAAAUCUUCAACGUGGAAAAUAUAUAUACCCUUACUUUCGCGUGGUACCUUGCCAUACCUCCACAUGCAGCUUGCACUUUUGUCUACAACAUUCUCGGCUACCAUUUUUUUUUAGCUGAAGUGGCUGAGAGUGAAGUCAUAACAUUUUCUUACCUUGGUAUCCGCUACAGAGGUGAGUAAUAACACUAGGGGAAAGAUUUUCAGUUCUAUCUAGAACGAAUAAAAUUCUGAUAUAUUUUAUUUCAGACAUGAUUUUUUUCCGCUUUUUAGCGGAAUUCCGCUUUUUCUUUGUUCAGUUUCGAUUAAUUUACCUGUUUUCCGCAGAUUUUUCUAGCUUCCGGGGCCUAGGCGGCCCCUGGACCCCGGCCUUUUUGGGCUAUGAUAGUAAAUUUCAGCUAUUUUCUUGGUUCACCACAAUCAUGUCUGUUAUUUAGACAUGUUAGAUGUAAAAUAGCACAGCAGAAAUUUAUAGUGUACAACUUACAUGCCUCGGUGUCAGUUUUAUCCAAUCAGUCCUCCGACUUCAGUUCGGAGGCAAAUCUUGGACCCAAUUUCCCGAAUUGCGCAUGUGUAACCUAUAAUUAGGACGAAGUCUUUACAGAUUUUGUAAGUAAUUUGUUUAUAUAAAUUUGGCACUGAAACCAAAAUUUUACAUGGCUAAUAGCAAAAGUCAGAUUUCAGAGCUGUGUAUAGUAGCCCACCUGGUUUGAUACUCUACACGUAAGUGUCUGGGAUAGAAUGUUUUGUGAAGAACGGGGUUUAAAUUUCUUUAUGUCAAAAAGAAAAUCUGCAGAAAUGAACAUUUACCCUGUAUUUCCUUAAAAUGCAACACUUGUUCUUAGAUGCUAAAACCCUUUCCCCACUUGUGCAUUUGGAAAUGAAUUUAAAAAACUGAACAAAUUUUUAUUAUUAUUGCUUAACAGACAGCAUAUUUAAUCAAAUUUCAUCAAAGAUAAGAAGCAGAUCAACUUUCAGACGUAUUUUGAAACACAGCAUUAGCAUAUGUAAUGUUGUAAAGUCACUUUGCAUAUAACAAAAUUGCAAUACAUAAUUGUGCAUUGCUGUACUAAGUGUCAUACAUGUAUAUAGGUGUUUCAGAAUAUGUGAUAAAAAUGACUUGCUAGGUCUAUCUGUACACAUCCUAAAACAGUUCUGGUCAAAUAAAUGCAAUCUUACACUCGCCUGUGUAAAUGAAAUUUGGAAAUACAAGCCUUAUAAGUGUGAGGGGGAAAUUUUGCAUAAAAAGCAAGGGAGUGGGAAGAGUAGGCGGAGUUGGGGUUUUAAUGGUUGGGGAUAACCCAUGGUAAAUACACAAAAAGUAGUCCAGUUAAGGCACUCACAACUUGACCUUAUCACAAUUAACGGUGAUCAGGCAAAAAUUGUUUUGUUUUUUUUUGUUUUUUGUCCUUACUGUGUAUGUAGUAAAUUUGUUAAAUUUAACCUCAAAAAUACAUCCCCUACUAAAUUUUCGUGUGGUACCAUGCCAUACCUGUAAGCCUACAUGCAGUUUGGACUUUUCUCUACAACAUAUCGAAAAUCAACGUAUCAUUAUCGCCAUUUGUUUGAGCUGUGGUUACUGGAAGUGAAGACAUAACAUCUUCUUACCUUCGUAACCUUCAUGGGGUGUGCAGAAGGUUUUUAGUUCUAUCCAAAACAACUAAAAUUCUGAUGUAAUUUAACUAGAUGCAAAAUAGCAGUGCAGAAAUUUAUAGUGUGUCUUAGUGGCAGUUUUAUCCAGUUUUAUCAGUGCUUGUUCACACUUCAGUUUCGGAAGCAAAGGUUGGACCCAAUUGCCCGAAUGGCGCAUUUAUAACCUAUAAGGUGUGCUGGAGGUAUACAUGAGGUACAUCUAAGGUGUACCCUUGAGGUGUAGCAUAUCUGAUGGUGUUUCUGAGGUAUACAUGUACUUGGGGAUGUAUGUCAGGUGUAUUGAGGGUGUAUCUGAGGUACUGCCAAUUAUGCAAAUGAGUACCUCAAGUAAACCUAUAGAUAUGGCACACCUCAGGUAUACCCUGCAAAGAUUACAUAAAAAUAUGAUGUCUGAGGUAUAGCUGGAAAUAUAGCUCAGGUAUAUGCUAUUGGCAAGGUGGAUGUACAUGAGUUACUAGACAUAUUUCCUUCAUGAAUACAGACCAAAAUGUGUUCUAAAAGUAUAACAGAAAUGUGUUUAAAAACGAAACACCUGUUUUAGUUUGUAAGCUAUGUGAAGAAGGGUGCUAAGCAAGUAUAUCAUAAAAAUAGACUUCUUUAUUUAAACAAGAUUUCCAUGUAAGUGCUGGGAUGUUAGAUAAUAUGCAUUAUUGGACAUUGUAUUCACUUCUCAGGUGGAUCCCUAUCCUGUAAGUAUUACACCGUGUCUGGUGAUUGUAUAUGAUGACAUUGUGAUAAUUUGGCCCAGUGCAAAUGAUUUGUUUUAGGUGUGUUAUACGUUUUUCUAAAUACAUGUACAUUGAUUACAUGCAUGCCGUGUGUCAGUUGUGUAAGGACUUCGUUUAGAAUGUAGUUUGUGUUUGGCUCGGAUGUGCUUAGUCCGGUGAACUGAUAUGUGUAUAGUUGUUACACCGUUUUUCUUUGGUUUUCCUUUUUUUCAAAUUAUGAUGUAAACAAUCCUGAAAAUAAUUUUUCUUUCAUCAAUUUUUGGUGUACUUAUAUUGAGCGUUAAUUAAUGUAUGUAUUGUUGUUAAGACGUUUUUUCUUUGUGUUUUGUUUUUCAGAUUUUGUAAACAAUCUUAUCCACAAUUUUUCUUUUAAAAGCCGGAUCAGUUUUGUUUAUAUGUACUGAGCGUUGAGUUUUCUUUAUUGCAUACAUGUAUUAAUAACUUUAACAUGAGCUGUCCCGUUCUUUUGUUUAAUUAACUUCAUCCAGAUCUGUAGACCUACUCGUGCUUAGAGUAAAUUGACAUGUAUAAUAUACACCCUGAUAUUAUCUGCUUGUAAGACACUCACAGCCAGCUUGUAAUGGCACGUAUCACUAUGUGUGCUCUACAGAAUGGGUAGAUAGUUCCAUUUUAAGUUUAACAUCAAAGACCACCAUUCAUCUCCAACUUGAUCUGUAGCUCAUCCAAACACUUGAUAUGUUGCCAUGUGUAACUUUGUCAGGGUGUUUUUGGUUCAAAGUCCCCGUUCAUGUAUAUGUUAAAACAAACAACAUUGUGUCCAUCUAAAAUCAGCUGGAAAAUCAUCUUUGGUUUCUGAACUUUGCAAGUGCUAACGUCUGGCUUUGAGUCUAGACCAGUGACCUCAUAUAUAUUUCAAUUAACAAACCCCUCAUUUUUUUACCUAAUUCUCCUUAAGCCAUGAUGCUUGGGGGUUUGUAAAUUGCUACUAUUUAUGCAUUUACAAGAACAGCUAGAACAAAACCCUAAUUGAGGUAAAUUGAUAAGAGACUGUAUUUCGCCGGUUACGUGUGACCAUUUGCCAGCUCUGGUUUACUCUCUAUGCUGUACGCCUUUAAUUAUAUUGUGUCUGAUUUACUUUAACAAGCGGCGUCAUCACUAGUACUGUAUCUAUGGCAACCUGCGGUCAAGAUUAUGAAGUCAUCUAUUAGCGCAUUGCGCCAUUGCAUCUGCUUGCUGUUAUUUUGAUGUCAGUUGUAUUUUUACUCAUCCACAUGUAAGAUUCAGUGAUAUUUUGCCAUUUUCUGUCCUUUGUGUUCCAACUUCUGAUGGAAAUAUGCUAAAUAAAAAUGAAUGAUUGUUUAUUUUUGUAAUUCUCGUUUGAGUGGUUGAGUUAG